GCUUGUACUGCGCAUGCUCCUCUGCAGAUAGUACCGCAAAGCAUGCUGGAGCUUCCUUUCUCUCCGAGGCCAUAUUGGAGCUAACUCACCGUUGGCCGGACUUGGACUUAAAUCGCUCAAAAUGGUGGCCGCAAAGAAGACUAAAAAGUCGAUGGAGUCCAUUAACUCCCGGCUCCAGCUGGUGAUGAAAAGUGGCAAGUACGUGCUGGGCUAUAAGCAGUCCCAGAAGAUGAUCCGGCAGGGAAAGGCCAAGCUGGUCAUCCUGGCAAACAACUGUCCUGCUCUCAGGAAAUCUGAGAUUGAGUACUAUGCCAUGCUGGCCAAAACCGGUGUCCACCAUUACAGCGGAAACAACAUUGAGCUUGGUACAGCCUGCGGCAAAUACUACAGGGUGUGCACACUGGCCAUCAUUGACCCCGGGGAUUCUGACAUCAUCAGGAGCAUGCCUGAUCAGCAGCAGCCGCCUCAGUAGAGCGCCCCCCUGCCCCAAUUGUAAUAAAUAAAAGUUGGUGUUGACAUUA
Molecule: messenger RNA, 521 nt
Organism: Nerophis lumbriciformis (worm pipefish)
Lineage: Eukaryota; Metazoa; Chordata; Actinopteri; Syngnathiformes; Syngnathidae
Gene: rpl30
Product: ribosomal protein L30
Cellular component (GO): cytosolic large ribosomal subunit
Molecular function (GO): structural constituent of ribosome; RNA binding
Source: RefSeq, a predicted model, not a curated record